AUUGGAGUCUAAGGUAUCGCUAAUUGUAAGCAACAGAGCCUUACAUUUCUUUGAGGAUAAACCGCGACUAAUGCAUGUCAUGAGCCGAUUGUUGGCCAAAAACGGGUCACUUGUGGCCACAUAUCCGUUGACACCGGAUCUCAUGUCUCGCAUAACCGAUGAGGAAAAGCGUGCGUUUGGUUUGCAGUCCUUCCGCACGCCAUCGCCAGACCUACAGAUUGACGAUAUGGUGCGCGCGUGUGAGGGCACCGGCUUUCAAGUGCUGGACAAACAAUUGUAUCUCUACGAAUGGCACCUUGAUGCUAAAAUAUUUCUCGCUAGGAAACAAUUUCCGCAGAUAUUUGUGCCGUUAAUCUCAUCGGAAGAUAAUCCGGAGAAACAGGCGUUAAUCCAAAACCUGAUGUUUGAUGUGGCGCUCAAUCCAAACGCCCGGCGCCUCAAUCCAGACGCCAUCGCAGAGCUCGGCUCUCCUCCAACCUUUCAAACUGUGUUUCACAUUCCCUUGGUCAAUUUGAAAUGCAGUAAAUUGUAAUUAAUUGACUCACAAUUCAGUUGUCAAUAUUAAAAAUGAAUUUAUCUAGAUUAGAUGUUACCUAAAAUUGGUAUUUCUUAGAAUUAGUAAACUAGAUAAUAUUACCUCGUUUUAUCUGUUA
Molecule: messenger RNA, 653 nt
Organism: Medioppia subpectinata
Lineage: Eukaryota; Metazoa; Arthropoda; Arachnida; Sarcoptiformes; Oppiidae
Source: the annotation of a GenBank genome assembly